AUGGAAUACAAUCCAUCACCCUCCUUCGGCCUCGGCGCGCGAGCGAACCGUCGCGCUUCUACUCAAUUGACUAUUGACGAGGAAGGCCGUAAACCACUCUUCUCCAAACCCUCCCGAGAGAGCCUCGAGCCCCAGAAUCCCUCCCAAGCGGCAGCGGGAAGCAACAGAUUUGGAUACUCGCCAACGAACGCCCAAACCAGUGCGACUGGCCGACCCCCCUCUCGUGCCGCGAUCCCCCGACCUUCGAGCUCCCUUUCGCAGACGCCGUCCCUCAACUCGAACCACUCCAUCGAGAUCGUCUCUCCCGGCUCCCGCAUUCCCCGACCCAAAUCCACAAUAGGCGUUUUCGUCAAAGGCUCCGGAUUCUCUGUUGCCGAGGCCUGGAAGCUGGCGGACGAGAACCGUGUACAGACUCUCGAAAAGACGCGGCGAGCUACUCCCGCGGCCAUCGACGCAUCGCCAAGCCCUGCCCCACGCCCCUAUACCAAUCGACAAGUUUCCGACGAGUCAAAAUCACGGCGAUCUCUAGGCAAAGAUGCGGUCGACUACAGCCGCCCCAGACCCCUUUCGAGAAUGUCGAGCGACUCGUUGCGCGACAGCUACGUCGGACGAUACGGCGGUAGUCCAGGCUCGAACAGCCUCUCCAGCUCUGGAAGCUUCGAUCGUCGACUGAGUCAAUAUGAGCGCGAGAUGGCGGAAUCGCCGAGCGCGUCUCGGGAUCAGGACCAUUUCUUUGGUAAGACCAGAGUGGGACCAAGGAUUGCCGAGACAGGACACACCCUGGCGAGGAGGACAAGCAACAGCAGCCUCAACGGGUCUUCGAGUGUGAACCGGCGAGCCAGUAAUAGCAGCUUGAAUGGAAGCUCGGGCUUGGGUAGGAGGACAAGCUACGGCAGUUUGAGCGCCAGCCCGCGUCCUGGAGCAUUCGCCAAGAGCCAUGUUCCUGAAGGACACAUAAAGGAGCUCCUGGAGCAGGAUGAGAAGGGUAUUAAGCGAUCCGCCAGCCCGAAGCCAGAGGAUAAUAUUUCAGCCGACACACCGUUGCCCUCUGUAGAGCGUCUCCCCCAGGAACCCACUCCGCCAACAUCUCGUCCGGCUUCUGCGAACCCGGAAUACCGAUCUCCAGACAAGAGUUACGCGUGGCAGCUCGAUGCAGAUUUCACGGCGGGAGACUUGCAGAUUUCAGACAGUCCACGGAUAAGAACCGGUGGCGCUGGCUUUAGCGAAGCCUCCGAUCGACGAUCCUCUUACGGCAGCGCUUAUGCUGAAGAGCAGCUCUUGGGAAUGAACGGGAAUCUCAGGCGGGAGUCAUCGCUGGGACCUUCUCCUCGGGCUGGGCGCUCGAAUACUAGGAUCGACGAGAUUCGCCAGCGGGAAGAGAAAGCCAAGGAGGAGCUUGCCGAGUCGCGGAAGGCCCUGCCAAGAGCUAGGAAUAAUACAAGGCUGGAGGAGAUUCGCGAGAGAGAAGCCGAGGCUGAGGAGCAAUUAGCCAAGCAACCGAGGCGCUCCUAUUACCCGACACCCGAUGAUCUGCCAGACCGAGAAGAAGUCGAUACACAAGUUCCGCCAAAGAACACGAAGCUCGACGAGAUACGAGCCCGAGAAGCCGAGUUAUUGUCUAAGAAGGCCGUGGCUACUAGCCGAUUGGAGGAGAUUAGGGAACAGAACUCAAUGACGAGAUCCGUGUCGCCGGAAGCUCGGCGCAGCGGGGACUUUGCGAGAGAGUCGACGCCUAUCCGAGAGGCAGGUGGAGAGUCGGAAUGGCCAACAGAAGACGGCGAGCAUAUCGCCAACACGCCUGUCACAAUUUAUCGCGACUCGCCGGUGCGCGAGCGCAACAAGUCGCUAUCCGAGACGCCUGCGAGCCGAAAUGAGCGAGCGAGUCCCAAGCCUGCGAGGCCAUUAGGCGCGCAUGCGCGGACGGAUUCGAGGGACAUAUUGCAGAGGCUCGCCAGAGCUGCAAGCAGCAGCCCUGCCCCUGAGACCCAUGCCCAACCCGCAACUACAGAUGAGAAAAAGAGGCCUAGCAUAGAAGACCUCGAGAAGGAAAGGCUAGAGAAGGAGACACGCGAGAGAGACAGACUGGAGAAGGAGAGGUUCGACAGGGAUAGACUUGAGAAGGAGAGGUUGGAGAGGGAGAAAAUUGCGAAGGACAGGCUCGAGAAGGAGCAACUCGCGAAGGAAACACUCGAAAAGGAGAAGCUCGAGAAGGAGAGGCUCGAAAAGGAGAGGCUCGACAAGGAAAGACUCGAAAAAGAGAAGCUUGAGGAGGAAAAGCGUGCGAAGCUGAAGCUUGAGAUGGAAAGGCUCGAGAAAGAAACUUCCAAGGAGCCUUCUUCGCAGAGGGCUGAGAUACAGCGGCGCAGAAGCGAGACCACACGGUCUGCCCACGAAGCCGAGCCCAAGGCCAGUCCACCACGAACUCGCAGAGGAACCAUCAAAGUAUCCGAGCCAGUUUCUACUGAGACGAAAGGGACGGAUGACUCCAAGUCCAGUUCCACAGAUGAGCUGAAGGCGCCGGAAGCACGGAGGCCAAAGUCUCGCGUGGACUUCGCUGCAAGGCGCCGGGAACGUCGUCAGAAGUCAACCGACUCCGCCAAGGACAACCGUAAGAGCGUGGCCUUGUCUGAUGGUGAUCCUACCGACCGCAUCGAGCAAGAGAUGAACCUUUUCGCGCCUGCGGACAACCAAUCUGAGCGUGGAUCGAGAGCACCUUCCGCGGAGCCUACCACCGAGGAUGAGGAUAAGGACCUUUUCGCGGGCGAGACUCCUCGGCCGAAGAAAGUCGACCCGCUGUCUCUCCCUACACCUAGGGUGACCGGGGCUUACGUCGAGACACCUGCGACGCUCAAGGUCGAACGGAUCGAGGAGAACACUCUGCCCCCAUUGACGAGGCCUGGCCCGUUGUCGAACGCGACUUUCGAUAGACCGCACAGCAGAAGAGGAUCACGCCCGUCGUCAAGGGCAGACACACUCUUCAAGGCCAGUGGAUCGGGCUCUGAAACAAGCGAUCAGAAGGAGACAGCUGGAACGAGUACGACUUCCAGCCUGCGACGCCGCAACAGAUCAACCUCUCGGCCGCGCAAGCCUCUGACCAACUCAGUCAAGCCGCCAACAGUCAAGGACGAUAUUAUGGAACUUCAACGCAUUCAUCAGAUUGAAGACUCCACACUGGACGAUUUCGAAGAACUGUUUAACAUGCAGAAGCUUCAGGACGACCCAUCGAUAGAUAUCGAGUCGAUGCUCGAUGAUAUUGCGGUUAAGAAAGAGGAAGUCGCAGCCAAGCCCAACAUUACCAAGAGUCAGCGAAAUCACGAGCUGGAGCAGUACGACAGGAUGAGCAAGACAUUGAAAGACGGGCUUUUCAACAUUCGUACCGCCAAGCAAGGCAUCGAGCGGUUGGAGGGGCAGGUUUCUCAUGCCGAGGGCAAGCAUGACGUUGCCACUACACUUGAGAAAGUGUCUGAGAAGCAGCCGCUGGCUAAGGGGUCGCAUCACCGCCAUAACCCGGAUCAUGCCCGCGAUUGCCCAGAUUGCGUUGGCCAGACUCCCGUCAAGGAAGUGUCGUAUCUUCACCUUCCUGUACCGAGCCUCUAUCAUCGCAACCCCUUGCGCCUUACAUUCCUUGGGCUAGUAUUCCUCAUGGUCUCACUCUGGUAUGCUGCCGAGUCUGCCAUGUGUGAGGCUUACUGUCGGCCAACUACAUGUUCUUCGACACCUUGCGUCUGGUCACCGACGGAUCCCACUUGGGGUGUCGCUAUCCCAGUGAAGCUCGACGAGUGGGCCACAGGUGGCUUAGGCCGCCAACUCACUAAUCAGUAUUCCGAGGAGGCGUCAGAUCUUUGGGCGGAUGCGUUGGAUUUCGUGACAGGUACCGAUAUCACGACUAUCGAUAUCAACACACUCGACUUUUAUGACAAGCGGCAGCUGCGCCGUCGUCUCCGCAAGAAGGGACUUGCGAAGCGGCCAGUCGUCGAGUCAGCUAGCGACACGGCCAAGUGGGAUGCAUGGCACGCCACACGCGUGGCCAGCGAGAGGGCACAGGACGCAAGGGAAAUGGGGUAUGAUAUUGCACUUGCGUUCAACGUUCAACGAAUCUCAAAAUGGACGGAUCCAAAAUCACCUCACAACUCAAAGCCAGCCUGGCAGAGAAAACCCUGGUUCGGCUUCGACCUCGACGACACCCUCCACGAAUACCGCCGCGCCUCCUCCGCCGCCACGGCCAAAACCCUCGAGGCCAUCUCCCAACGACACGGGACCUCCCUAGAUGACUUGAAAGAGGCGUACGGCCACGUCCUACGCGAUAAGACGGCGUCCGCGUUUGCCGACGGCAAGACGUCGUUUGAGUAUCGACGGGAACGCUUCGCCUCGGUCCUGGACCGCUUCGGAUUGCCGAGCGAUGAUGCAAUGUUUAUGGAUUCGUUGUUGGAUGUCAGCCUUCCAGAGCUCUCCACCCUCCCGAUCCCGCAGAACAUCACAUUCGUCGCGACGCCGGGUCGCAACACCUCGGACGCGCCCAUGGUGGCCUGCUGCGCGCCGAACCCCGUCCAGCUCGCCGGCGGCUGCUACGAGUGGUGCGAGCUUCCGGGGACCUACGACGCGAAGAAGAAUGCGCUUUCUACGUUUGGGGGGUGUCUUUCGGCUAAUGGGAAGAAUUCCUCGACGGAUGCGUAUAUUGUGGGGUUGCACGUUGCUAACGGCGCCGCGAGGCCGGGUGUGACGACGGUGGGACUUGGGAUGUUUGUUUUGGUGGUUUCGUUGUUUGUGGGUUUGACUUGA
Molecule: messenger RNA, 4779 nt
Organism: Colletotrichum phormii
Lineage: Eukaryota; Fungi; Ascomycota; Sordariomycetes; Glomerellales; Glomerellaceae
Exons: 3
Coding region: 1-4779 (1592 amino acids)
Source: RefSeq, a predicted model, not a curated record